UGCUUUUAUUGGAUCUGCUGCUGUCAAGCAGCGCUGAAGGACUGGAGAAGACGAGGAGCAGAGGAACACCAUUAUUCCGCCGCUUUUCUGCCGUGUUUCGGCUCUGAUCCGCUCCGCGACGCGCUCGGGGUCGAGUCGGAGAAGUGGAGGGCGCAGACCGGGGGUUUGUUCGCGCGGAUCCGAGCGGGUUACCCGCAGACAGUGUGACAGCCUCAAGCCGACAUCUCUUUCCGUUUUUCUGCGUGUAGAAGAGGAGAACUCGGAGGCCGUGUGAUUCUCCCUCCAGCGCUUUUCUCCUUCUCUUCUCACACCAACGGUUUUUCCCUGUCCGUCUCGGACGCACGCACGCGCGCGCGCGAGCACACCGCCUCGGAAACUGCGCGUGUUUGGGUGUAAAAUGUGGUUUUGGGUGAAUAAAGGCGCAGGAUUAAUCCGCCGCAGUCAUGCUCACGGAAGAUUCUCGCCUGUUGAAACGCUGUGAAGCGCACAAGAUCUCCUCCGUCUCUACAAGCUGAUCUCUCUUCAGAUUUCAGGGUGGAGUAAACAAACACAAACAAGAAGAACAACAACAAAACAUCCAGAUAAAUAAAACAAGGCCAAACAUGGAUCAAACUCCGGCCUGGAACUAACUACAAGACCACAUUUCUCCCUUUCUUUCUUUUCUUUUCUUUUCUCUUCUCUUCUCUUCUCUUCUUUUUUUAAGAAGGAGGUUACAGUGCCAUCAUGACGGAGUGGUGGUGAUGGUGAUGAUGGUGAAGAAGAAGAUGAUGAUGAUGGUGAUGGUGAUGUGGAAUGAAGUGGGUUUGAUCUAAAAUGGAGCUCCAUGGAGUUUGAGCGCGAGAGGAAAUCUGUUUCCUGGUCAGGGGGGUGGGAGGGGAAAGGAAGAUAGACUAUUAUUAUUAUUAUUAUUAUUAUUAUUAUUAUUAUUAUUAUUAUUGUUACUAUUAUUAGUAGUAGUAAUACCAUCAUUGAUUAUUAUUAUUAUUAUUAUUAUUAUCAUUAUUAAUGCAUACAAACAGGGAAAUAAAGGACAAAAAGAGAAGGAGAAGAAGAAGACAAUGAAGUGAAGAACGUGAUGUUCCUGGCCUGAUUUGGAGAACUUAUGUGGAGUAUCUAAAGGGCCUUCCAGGUGGAUGUAAAAAUAAAAAUUUAAAAAAGGAACAAGAGGAGAACGUGACCAGGCCUGGGCUGGAGGAGAAGAACUGAACGAGAAGAGCUAACUUGCCUGGCCUGGUUUGCAGAACUUUGUAGAUGCUGAGUAUCUAAAGGGCCUUCUUAGUGGACUUCCGGCGGCGAAAAGAAGUAGAGGAACAAGUGGAGAACAUAACAGGCCUCAAGUCAAAGGGAAGAAGAAUAAGAAGAUUUAAAAAAGAGGAGAACGUAUCUCGGCUUGGAUUGGAGGAAUUGAGAAGAUCGAGAAGCGGCCUCACGCGGAGAACUAAAAAGAUUUUUUUUUAAAAGAGUUCAAAAGAUAACGUGCCUGGUCUGGUUUGGAGAUCUUAAUACCUAAAAAGCUUUCUAUGAGGACCUAAAGAAAGGACAUAACGGGCCCGGAAAAAGAAAGGAGGAGUGGAGGACCCGAGUGAAAAAGAAAGACCUAGCUAGGCGUCCUGGCUUGGAGGACAUAACGAGACGAGAAGAAGAGGAAGAAGCGGGAGUGAAGCAUGGGCUGUGCUUCCAGCAUCCAUAUCUCGGAUCGGGUGGUGUAUCACAGUGGAAAAGAGUCAGAAGACUGCCCCCCACACUCCCCCCCGCAGGGCAACAACACCCAGAACUGCCCCAUCAAGGCCUCUGAGUACAAGAGCUCACUGACCGAGGUACAGUUUGGACCAAUGAAAUUAUAUGAAGAUCAGAUUCAGGUACUGUUGGUGUUCAGUAGAGAGGACAGUCAGAGCGGGGGUUUCAGCAGUGCGUGUGAGAAGGCGGGGUUUAAGUUCAGCAUUGCUCGGUCACCUGACGCUGCGAUGCACUGCUUCCUGGAGAAACACCAUGACAUCAUCAUCAUCGACCACCGACAUUCCAGAAACUUCAACGGAGAGCAGCUCUGCCGCUCCAUCCGUGCUCUCAGCUCCUCUCAGAACACUGUUAUUGUUGCUGUUGUGAAAAGGCCGGAUCGUGAAGAAGCCACUGUGAUGCCUCUCUUGUCUGCUGGAUUUAACAGGCGCUAUAUUGAGAACUCCAAUGUGAUGGCGUGCUACAAUGAACUCAUCCAACUCCACCACGGAGAGAUCCGUGCUCAGAUUAAACUCAGAGCCUGUAAUGCCAUUUUCACAGCACUGGAGCAGAGUCAGGACGCUAUUGAGAUCAGCAACGAAGACCAGCUAAUACAAUAUGUGAACCCAGCGUAUGAGAGUGUGAUGGGAUAUCAGCAUGGGGAGUUAAUGGCAAAGGAGAACAUUGAAGUGCCUAAAAGUGAGAGGAACAAACCAGACCUGCUGGAGAGCAUCAACUCCUGCAUCCGCAAGGGCAAGGAAUGGCAGGGUCUUUAUUAUGCCAAAAAGAAGAACGGCGACAGCGUGCAACAGAAUGUGAAGAUCACACCUGUCAUUGGACAGGGAGGUAAAGUCAGACACUAUGUGUCCAUAAACAGGCCUUUAAAUGACAAUAACAAGUCUGAACGGUCAAGUGAGCGAGUCCAGGCUGAAUCACAGACAGACAUUCAGUCCAGUAAACAUAAAGACCGGAGGAAAGGAUCGCUGGAUGUACGAUCAACUACAUCACGAGGGAGUGACGGAAGUUCUCAAAGGAGACACUCCUCUAUGGCUCGAAUUCACUCCAUGACCAUAGAAGCUCCCAUCACUAAGGUGAUAAACAUCAUUAACGCGGCUCAGGAGAGCAGUCCGAUGCCGGUGGCUGAGGCUCUGGACCGAGUGCUGGAGAUUCUCAGAACGACAGAACUCUACUCGCCUCAGCUCGGCACCAAGGACGAGGACCCACACACUAAUGACCUUGUUGGGGGGCUAAUGACGGAUGGGCUGCGCAGGUUAUCAGGGAACGAGUACAUCUUCUCAGCGAAACAGCCGCAUCACAUCCCGAGUCACCUGACCACGCCUCUGUCUCUGAACGACAUCCCGCCUCGAGUCGCGCAAACGAUGGAGAACGAAGAAUCGUGGGACUUCGACAUCUUCAGUCUGGAGGCUGCAACCAUGAAAAGGCCGCUCACGUAUUUGGGGCUAAAGAUCUUCUCGCGGUUUGGAGUGUGUGAGUUCCUGAACUGUUCGGAGGCGACGCUGCGCUCGUGGCUGCAGGUCAUCGAGGCUAAUUAUCACGCCAGCAACUCGUACCAUAACUCCACCCACGCCGCCGACGUGCUGCACGCCACCGCCUACUUCCUGUGCAAGGAGCAUGUAAAGCAAAGUCUGGAUCCGAUUGAUGAGGUAGCGGCUCUGAUCGCGGCAACGGUGCACGACGUCGAUCACCCGGGACGAACAAAUUCCUUCCUGUGUAACGCAGGAAGUGACCUCGCUAUCUUAUACAACGACACAGCCGUGUUGGAGAGUCACCACGCCGCUCUCGCCUUCCAGCUCAGCACACGGGACGACAAGAGCAACAUCUUUAAGAACAUGGAGAGGAACGAGUACCGGACGUUGAGGCAGGCCAUCAUCGACAUGGUUCUCGCCACUGAAAUGACCAAACACUUUGAACACGUCAACAAAUUCGUCAACAGCAUCAACAAACCGCUUGCUGCCUUGGAGGAAAAUGGGAGUAACAGUGAUGACGAUGUGAAGGGGAUCCUCACUGUGGCGGAGAACCGGAUGCUGGUGAAGCGGAUGCUGAUAAAGUGUGCUGACAUCUCGAACCCCUGCAGGCCGCUGCAGCUCUGUAUCGAGUGGGCGGGGCGUAUCUCUGAGGAGUACUUCGCUCAGACGGAUGAAGAGAAAAGACAGGGUCUGCCCGUGGUAAUGCCUGUGUUUGACCGGAACACCUGCAGCAUUCCCAAAUCCCAGAUUUCCUUCAUCGACUACUUCAUCACGGACAUGUUCGACGCCUGGGACGCGUUUGCUGAUUUGCCGAAUCUCAUGCAGCAUUUAGACAACAACUUUAAAUAUUGGAAAGGUCUGGACGAACGCAAACUACACAGCCUGAGACCACCGCCGGAGUAAUUCAUCAUCACACACACACACACACAUACACAUAUACACACACACACACACACACAUACACACACUCAGUGAACACUACGGCUCCGUCUCCAGUCUCUCUCUCUCAUGGACUAAAUAAAAGCGUCUCUCUCUAAACCUGGACUUUAUGAUGGUGUGAGACUCGACGCCCCCUGCUGGUUUAAAUGAACACACACUCGGACUACAUGUGUGGCCUUCCUGCGCACGGCUUUACAGGGUGUGUGUGUGUGCGUAUGUGUGUGCAUGUGCGUAUGUGUGUGUGUGUGAAGAGCAUCAGGAAACACUAAGAUCAUCCCACCUCACUCUGAUCCUCUACUCACCCGUUCACUCGUUUGUCUGUUUGUAUUUAUUUUUGUUGUUUUUUUUGUUGUUCUACACUAAUCUUUAAUGAUGCGAGUGAUUUGUAGCUAAACCGAUGAAUCUCAGAAGCCAAAGCUGAUUAACACGCACGAACAAUAAUCCUACGACUCAUGUCAUUACCAUCAAGGUGUCUGUUGUUUUAACGGAACGGCGUUACUUCCUGUUGCACUGUAGAGGGUUGGGCAUGUGCCGAUCGAUAGACGAUGUAUAUCACGUUAUUCAACACGCACAAUAUUAUCUUUAAUAAUUAUCAUUCAGGAGGAGGCUGUGCAGGUGUAGAGAUAAGGUUCUCCUCUAAAGGGCCUUAGUUAGGAGAUUGUGAGAGCAGCAGGUGUGUGUCCCUCAGAGAAGGCAAUUCUCUUCUCUUGUUUUUCUUUUGAUUUCCUCUUAUUUUUUCAUCUUUCCUUCUUUCUUUCUUUGUUUUUUUUUAUUUGCUUUUCAUCAUUUUAUAAAAUGUUCUGUCUACGUUUUUCAUUUCUUCACUCUUUCUCUGUUUUGUUUUCUUUUUAUUUCUUUCUAUUGUUCCUUUUUCUUUGUGUUUAAAGAACCUGGCAGACAGAGUGUUGUAGUUCCUGUAGGGUCCUGAUUUGAUCCAAAUACCGUCAUUAAACGUUUAGGCGUUUAUUAUGAUAUGAAUUUGAUAUCGGCACAUGCCUAAUCAGAUGUGAACGAUCGAUGGAGUGUGUAUGUUUUUUUUGUGUGUGUGUGUGUGUGUGUGUGUGUGUGUGUGUGUUUGGGUGUGUGUGUGCGCGCGCGUGUGUGUCUCCAGAGCCUCAUGGGAAGGCAGAGUGUUGCAGCAUGGCGAGAAUCUGUGAAACGUGAACCGUGUUUUGGACUUGAAUGAUUUUUUUUCCCGGCGAGGGUUUUUGUAUCUGGUUUAUCCUACUGAAGAGACUGCCUUAUUUUAUACGCUAUUUAUACAGCACAGCCCACUGUCUCACUGCAUUGGACACCUGUCUCACUGCGGUGGACACCUGUCUCACUGCAGUGGACAUCCGGACACGUUUGUAAUAACACACCGCUGUUACAGAACGCUGAGUAAAGCUCCAUAUUUUUGUAUAGACUCUGAAUUUUACACUGGAAAAAACACGAGCAGCAGCCGAGGAGGAAGAUGAGGAUGGUGAUGGGUCACGAUGACGAAGACGACGACGAUGAUGAUGAAGCUACAUGGAUCUGUGUGACAUGUUAAAGGUGUAAAGCAAAAUUUUAUUCUGAAAUGCAGAAUAUAAAGGAGUUUUCUCUCA
Molecule: messenger RNA, 5725 nt
Organism: Ictalurus punctatus (channel catfish)
Lineage: Eukaryota; Metazoa; Chordata; Actinopteri; Siluriformes; Ictaluridae
Gene: pde8a
Product: phosphodiesterase 8A
Exons: 22
Coding region: 1665-4103 (812 amino acids)
Biological process (GO): regulation of DNA-templated transcription; positive regulation of ERK1 and ERK2 cascade; signal transduction
Molecular function (GO): 3',5'-cyclic-AMP phosphodiesterase activity
Source: RefSeq, a predicted model, not a curated record